AUGAACACAACGGAAGACGAUUGGAGUGAAGAAGACAUCAAUGGUUAUCACUUUCACACGUAUUUCUAUCAAAACAAUGUGCAAAGUAGUGGUCACGCCGAGAGACUCCGAAAUAGAAUUGAAACAAAUAUAGCAAACGGUUUACUCAACGAGUGUAUAACCAGCCAAAUAUAUGCUCAGCCCCGGGGGCCCCACCCGGUCGGCAAUUUUAUUACAUGUUGUAAUAAGACAUCGAUGACAUCCGCCCUGUCGUGGUUUGUGCAAAAUCACGGCAACCUUUCAGUACUGGUCCACCCGUUAACCCGACACGUUGUGUCCGAUCACACCGACAAAGCCAUGUUUUUGGGUCAAACCGUGCCAUUAGUUUUGUCAACACUUCCAGUGUUUGAAAACGAGCCCCGGAUUUGCAUUCCUGAAGAUGUAUUUAGGAAAUGA
Medioppia subpectinata is the source of this 435-nucleotide messenger RNA. The record is from the annotation of a GenBank genome assembly. NCBI's taxonomy places the organism in Eukaryota, Metazoa, Arthropoda, Arachnida, Sarcoptiformes, Oppiidae.